AUGAAGUUCACUUCUCUCUUUGCUUUGAUACUCAUUGAAAUCCUUUUGUGCUCCUCUUUUUGUCUCUGCCAUGAAGUAAAGAUCUUUCAAGGAAGAGAAAGAAGGAGCCUGUCAAGAAGGCUUCUGUCAAUUCCAGUGGUUUCUGUUUCUCCAAGCAGGUUGAGUACAAGCAGUGGAGCCAUGAAAGAGCCCAAGAAAGCUGUGGAGUCUAGUAUGAGGAGAAAGCCACCCAGUGGCUCAAAUCCAAUCCAGAACAAGUAG
Prunus armeniaca (apricot) is the source of this 261-nucleotide messenger RNA. The record is from the annotation of a GenBank genome assembly. Lineage: Eukaryota; Viridiplantae; Streptophyta; Magnoliopsida; Rosales; Rosaceae.